AGCUUUUCAUAGAAACUAACAUUAGUGCAUGAUAUUAAAGUGCAGUUUGAGGUGCUUGAACUUUGCAUAUAAGUUGCUGUGUCCGUGAGAUGUGGAGCCGCUACAACAUGUUGAUCUUUGCUCUGGUAGCAGCAACAAGUUUCCCACCUGUACAUGUUCUGGAGUUCUGCACCGACCGUGACUGCCAUAGUGAUAGUCAUGACAAUAUGGCAUCAUCAACCAGCCAGCUGUCCGAAAACACUUUCAAAUCCAGGUGGAACAUUAGUGUUUCAAACCUUAUGCAGGACCUGGACAAGUUCAGAGUCUCCUGCAAGAAGCUAAUAGAAGCAUUCCCGAUCGAUGAGGUUGAUGGUAACUCUGCUCGCUCAGUAAAGAACUGCAUAUUCUCCAGAUCCAUUCCAACACCACUGAAAGGCCCGUUGAGACUGGCAGCAGCUUCUAAGGAGGUCAUCGAGGGGAUUUUAGACUUAGACGUGGCUGUAACCUGGUCAGAUGAUUUCCUGCAUUAUGCCAGCGGUGGCAGACUCGCACCAGGAUCAGUACCACUUGCUCACAGAUAUGGAGGUCAUCAGUUUGGCUACUGGGCAGGGCAGCUGGGUGAUGGUCGAGCACAUUCCCUUGGUCAAUAUACCAACAGGAAAGGAGAAGUGUGGGAACUGCAGCUUAAAGGCUCUGGGAAAACACCUUAUUCAAGGUCGGGAGAUGGUCGAGCUGUGAUCCGUUCCUCUGUGAGGGAGUUCCUGUGCAGUGAAGCCAUGCAUUCCCUGGGUGUUCCAACCAGCAGGGCUGCCAGUCUAAUUGUAAGUGACGAGCCGGUUGUGAGGGAUCAAUUCUACAACGGCAAUAUGAAGACAGAGAGAGGGGCAGUUGUUCUCCGAUUAGCCAAGUCUUGGUUUCGUAUUGGAUCUUUAGAGAUUUUGUCUCAAAGUGGAGAGAUUGAUCUCCUGAGAAAGCUGUUGUUCUUUGUCAUUGAAGAACAUUUUCCUUCGAUCAAUUCAGAUGACCCAGAUAAAUAUUUGGUGUUUUAUUCCACAGUUGUAAAUGAAACGGCACAUCUGAUUGCCCAGUGGAUGUCCGUUGGGUUUGCACACGGUGUGUGCAACACGGACAACUUCAGCCUCCUGUCCAUCACCAUCGAUUACGGUCCAUUUGGCUUCAUGGAGUCGUAUAACCCCAAUUUUGUCCCCAACACCUCUGACGACGAGGGCAGAUACAGCAUAGGAGCUCAGGCCAACGUGGGACUGUUUAACCUGGAGAAGCUCCUGACGGCUCUCGGUCCUCUGCUUUCUAACAAACAGCAGAGCGAGGCUAAAUACAUUUUAAAAGGAUAUGUUGAUAUUUACCAUAUGAGGAUUCAUCAGCUUUUUAAAGCUAAACUUGGGCUUCUAGGUGAAGAGGAGGAUGAUGGCCACCUCAUCGCCUUCCUGCUUAAGAUUAUGGAGGACACACAGUCAGACUUCACCAUGACCUUCAGGCAGCUCAGUGAAGUUUCAGCUCAGCAGCUUCACAGCAGAAGCUUCACACAGAUGUGGGCUCUUGAAGACUUGUCCUCCCACAAGCUCUUUUUUGAUUGGCUCAGCAUGUAUCAACACCGGCUCAUUGGACAACAAGAUGAUAGUGAUUUGGAUCGUCAGCAGAGGAUGAAAAAUGUAAAUCCUAGAUAUGUGCUGAGGAACUGGAUGGCGGAGUCUGCUAUAAGUAAAGCUGAGAUGAAUGAUUUCUCUGAGGUGGAGAUGCUGCACUAUAUUCUGUCAUUUCCCUUUGUUACACAAGAGACUGCAGAGGAGGCAGGCUAUGCAGCAAGACCUCCCUUGUGGGCUAAGAGGUUAAAGGUCAGCUGUUCCUCCUGAGAGAUUCUUGGAUAAAGCAAAGAAACUCAAGUGAAGAAGUAGAUCAUACCUGAGCCGUUAUGGUAUAUUCUAGUAAACGGUCUCAUGCUGGUGGAAAAAAAUUGGUCCAAAAUGUCAAGGUCAUGGCUGUUUGAAGUUAUUUCCACUGAGUUUACCCACCUUAUGUGGAUACAGUGUCCAAAUAAAAAGGAAUGCUACAGCAGAAUGUGUCUUUUUUAUAUAU
Messenger RNA from Anoplopoma fimbria (sablefish), 2073 nucleotides. Its product is annotated as protein adenylyltransferase SelO-like. Bases 90 to 1850 code for a protein of 586 amino acids. The record is from RefSeq and is a predicted model, not a curated record. The transcript has 20 exons. Lineage: Eukaryota; Metazoa; Chordata; Actinopteri; Perciformes; Anoplopomatidae.